Messenger RNA from Colletotrichum destructivum, 1311 nucleotides. Its product is annotated as Putative epoxide hydrolase, alpha/Beta hydrolase. Gene Ontology annotation, molecular function: epoxide hydrolase activity. The record is from RefSeq and is a predicted model, not a curated record. Lineage: Eukaryota; Fungi; Ascomycota; Sordariomycetes; Glomerellales; Glomerellaceae. The coding region runs from base 1 to 1311 and encodes 436 amino acids. The transcript is spliced from 3 exons. Gene Ontology annotation, biological process: epoxide metabolic process.
AUGUGGUCAGCAUUGUCCACUUUCCUCGCGUUCUGUCAAUUGACCUUGGCACUCAACAUAAGUCACGCCACAAUGGCUCCCCUGCGGAAGCUUAAUUUUCACGUUCCCGACUCUAAGAUCAACGAAUUCACCUCGCUCCUCUCUUCUUCGAAAAUUGGCCCUGAAACCUGGUAUAACAACCACAAUAACACGGAUUUCGGUACCACUAGAGACUGGCUAGCCAAAGCAAAGGAUUCGUGGUUGGAUCUGGACUGGCGAAACCAGGAAGACCGCAUUAACAGCUUUCCCAACUUCAACACCACCAUCAACGACGUGGAUAUUGGGCCUAUAAACAUUCAUUUCGUCGGUCUUUACUCCAGCAGACGCGAUGCCUUGCCGCUCCUCUUCCUCCAUGGAUGGCCCGGUUCUUUCCUCGAGUUUCUUCCCUUGCUUGAUAUUUUGAAAAGCAAAUAUACCACAGAAUCUCUUCCUUAUCAUGUCAUAAUUCCCUCGCUGCCGGACUAUGGGCUUUCCGGUGGGCCAGUUGACACUGAACUCACGCUUGAAAUAGCGGCAAGGAUAAUGAAUGAGCUUAUGAUCACUCUUGGAUUCGGCUCAGGCUAUGUUGUCCAGGGCGGUGACAUUGGCAGCUUCCUUGCUAGAAUUCUAUCAGCCACUUAUCCACAGUGCAAGGCCUUCCACAGUAAGCAAAAUUGGCCCAGUAUAUCCGGACGGCGUCCAAACUGUACUAAUCACCAGGCAGUCAACAUGCUUGCUCCAUCAUCUCAGGAGGAGAUGCUUACUGGAGCCAAUAUCACUGAAGAGGAGUCACAGCACGUACAGCGAAUGCUGAAAUUCAGCACUACGGGGUCGUCGUAUCUUCUUGAGCAUGGCUUAAGACCCUCGACUAUUGGUCUCGUCUUAUCAUCAAGUCCACUGGCCAUGUUGGCCUGGAUUGGCGAGAAGUUCCUCGAGUGGCCUGACUCCCGUUAUCCACUUACUCUCGACACAAUUCUCACAAUGGUGAGCUUCUAUUGGUACACUGACACUUUCCCAAGAAGCAUGUAUCCCUAUCGAGCGCUUGCGGGGUCUGCUGCAGCAGAUGAGCUCUUUUCUGUUCCAACGUCUAAAGAAAAGCCGUUUGGCUACUCGGUGUUUCCGGCAGAGAACAUACUCUUGCCGAAAGCAUGGGCUGAGAAAGCGUAUCCAAAUCUUGUCUUUUACAAGCGCAACGACAAGGGGGGACAUUUUGCGGCUUUGGAGCAGCCCGAUACCUUCCUGCAGAACAUUGAGGAAUUCCUAGCGAUUGCUAGACCACUCAUUGAACUUUGA